CACACCAGAGCGAGCGAGAGAGCAGCGAGAGAGGGAGGGAGAAAAGGAAAGGAGAGAAGAGGGGAGGGGUGGGGGGGAGAGGUAAAUAGUCUUAAAUCGGAAGGGAGCUGCUUCUCUGUGGUCUUGACAAGCGCUGCCUGGGCUCCGCCGGCUCAGUAAUAACUGAGUGACCUUUUAUUUGGCUGUCUUAUGUCUGGCUGGGAAGGGAUUGCAUUUUGCAGCUGAGAGCCGGGGCUGCCUCAGCUCGGUUCCUCGCACGCUGCUGGGGUAAGUUGUCUUCAGCCAGGACGGAGAGAGACAACCUCGGACUGCAGUUGCCUAAAAAGAGGACACCUGUGGCUCAGAUGCGGUCAACAUCGUUACUUGGCGGAUCCUUCAGGACCUCAUUAUUUUAAACUUAAAAAAUAGCGAUUCCCUCCCCCUCUUUUCUUUCUUUUUCUUUCUUUUUUUUUUUUUUUCAAACAAUGCUUCUUUUUGACCUUUCCCAAGGAGAAGCGCUACAAAGCAGCCACUGUGCUUACUGAACAGCCUCCCCCUGUAUCGCUUAAUUGAGAAGGUAUACAAAUGCUCUCAGUCCAGCCAGACACCAAGCCGAAAGGUUGUGCUGGCUGCAACCGAAAGAUCAAGGACCGGUAUCUUCUAAAGGCACUGGACAAAUACUGGCAUGAAGACUGUCUGAAGUGUGCCUGCUGCGACUGUCGCUUGGGAGAGGUGGGCUCCACCCUGUACACUAAAGCUAAUCUUAUCCUUUGUCGCAGAGACUAUCUGAGGCUUUUUGGUGUAACGGGAAACUGUGCUGCCUGUAGUAAGCUCAUCCCUGCCUUUGAGAUGGUGAUGCGUGCCAAGGACAAUGUUUACCACCUGGACUGCUUUGCAUGUCAGCUUUGUAAUCAGAGAUUUUGUGUUGGUGACAAAUUUUUCCUAAAGAAUAACAUGAUCCUUUGCCAGACAGACUACGAAGAAGGUUUAAUGAAAGAAGGCUAUGCACCCCAGGUUCGCUGAUCUAUCAACAUCACCCCAUUAAGAAUACAAAGCACUACAUUCUUUUAUCUUUUUUGCUCCACAUGUAUAUAAGAAUUGACACAGGAACCUACUAAAUAGCGUAGAUAUAGGAAAACAGGAUGGUUAUAUGGAAUAAAAGGCGGACUGCAUCUGUAUGUAGUGAAAUUGCCCCAGUUCAGAGUUGAAUGUUUAUUAUUAAAGAAAAAAGUAAUGUACAUAUUGCUGGAUUUUUUUUUUUUUUUUUUUUGCUUGCUAUUUGUUUUUGUGUCACUUGGCAUGAGAUGUUUAUUUUGGACUAUUGUAUAUAAUGUAUUGUAAUAUUUGAAGCACAAAUGUAAUACAGUUUUAUUGUGUUACCAUUUGUGUUCUGUUUGCUUCUUUGUAUUGUUGCAUUUAGUACAAUCAGUGUUUAAACUUACUGUAUAUUUAUGCUUUCUGUAUCUACCAGCUAUUUUAAAUGAGCUGCAACUUUCUAGUAAAGAAUUGAAAAGCAAAUCUCACUAAUGAUACGCAUAUAGAUAAAGCAAGUCUAUCAGCAUUAAAAAUACUAAAAAAAGUAAAGACACGCACACAUACACACACAGCAUUUUAGAAACAUCCUCUACUUAUUGACACUAUGAUAUAAAGUCUAUCAGUGUUCUCAUUAUAACUCCCUAUUUUCAGGGGGUUAAAGAUCAGCUUUAAAAAAAUGCAUAAAAAUUUCAUCUCAAAGCACUUUCAUUUUAUACCAAUGUGAAAAGUGCCAUUUUUAGAAUAACUUUAAUGUUUAACAGUUAUCCUUUUAAUAUACUUUUGUGUGUGUGUGUGCUCUUUAACUAUACAAUGGCUUUGUUUUUGUUUUUGUUUUACAGCCAUUCACCCCUUAUGUGAACUAGUGCCUUUGGGUAUUGUAAAAAUUUUUCCAAAGGGUUACUUUAAAGAAAUGUUACCACAUUUAUGAAAUAACUGAAAAAUGAUACAUUUCUUAUACAAAUUUUGCCCAGGUCUCUCCACAGUGGCUAGAGGUUUAGUAACAUCAUGAAUUAAUAAAUUUAUGACACUAAGAAGAUUUGAGUGUGAAUCUAUUGAAACCAUGUUAACAGACAUAGAAGCUAUGAUCAUAUUUGAGCAGUGAGGUUAGUUUGGUCAGGCAACAAAAUGCCCAUGGAAUAUUCUAGAAGAAGAGAAACAAAGGGAUUGAUAAAAAGCUGAAAACUAGUGAUGAUUAUAUAUUUUUCUGUAUUUGCCUGCCAUGUAUUGUAAUGCCAAAAAGUGAACACUUUAAAAGUUUGACAUGUCUUACUCUCUCAUUGCUUUCUUUAAGUAAUUACCCACUCAGAAUACCUCUCACUUAGGCUGAAAUCUGUCAUUUUAUUUUUUAAAGGUGAAAUAUUAUUCCCUUACUUACAUGAUAGCUGAUAAAGAAGAAAGGUUUCUGGAAUUAGAAAUUAUGGAAAUGAUUACUUAAAUUGCAAUUAAGGAAGUAAUAAGAAUGAAAAUAUAAUCCCUUUUCUUGGUUGCUCACACUUUGCUCCUUUGCCUCCACUCCCUGUAAUCAGACUUUUCAACAAAUCUAAUUCCACACAGGCACAGUGAAGCAUUUUUGCUAGAGCAAAUUUAGUGCUAUGGAUUUUUGUCUUUUCUUCUUCUUGAUCAUUUGUAUAGAAAACAAUUCCCAGUGUUAUUUGCAUACAUAUUUUGUCCUGACAAUAUAUACAUUACAGAUAAAGAUGAAUUGUUAUACCUAAAUUCUUUUGGGGGGGGGCCAAAAUAUUAAGCUAAAAAUAAUGCUGGUGUGGAUUUGAAUUGUUUUUAAACAAAGUUAUAUCAUGAACAUGCAUGUGAGUCUGGGUAUUGCCUCUCAUUCUUAUGAAAAUGGUUCUGUGAAAAGUGAAUGAUAUGUAUUUUUAUAAAUGCUUCAUGGUUAAGAGUGUUCAAGUCACAUAUCCCCCCAGUCUGAAGUGUACUGAAGAAAUAAUUUCAAAAACAGCUAUUAUUUUAGCCUUCGAGCCUUACAUUUGUUUCAUGAAAAGACUUGCAGAGCAAAAGAAACAGAAGAGGAGGGGAUAAGGAAGAAAUGGGUUCCAUAAUACUGCUCCUAGUCCCCACUGAGAGUUGUUUGAAAUUCAUGUGGAUAUGAAGUUUUAACUGUCAGUAUCUUUUCAAGUGAUUUUUAAAGACAUAAGCAGUUCUGCAUAUGUUUAUCAGUAUGUCAAAUUAUUGUAAAUUGGGAAAAUAAUUUCAGCUUUUUUGAGGCUGUUUAACUAUCCUCAACAUCCAAAGACUAAAUUAGGGUUUUACUGCUUUUCCUUUUGUCUAAUCCUUUAGAAAUUAAUUCUUUCUUACACUUUUUACUACAAACAAAAGUACUCUUCUGGAUUAAAGAUUAAGGCCUUAAUCUUCAUAGAUUAUUAUCUUUAAUCUCUAUGAAAUUGUGAAACGACAAAAAUCAUUUUUCAGCUGUAGAGCAUAUUACAGCUAAUUGCCCAUAAAUAGUAACAUUUUUGACCUGAAGUACUAAGCUAAAUGUCUUAACUACUCAAAAUCCCUGAAUUGUCGUCAGCUUUCCUCUUUGUGUUGUGUAACCCUGACGUCACUUUUAGCUUGUUAUUUGAUGCCUCCAGUAGGACACCUCUGAUAGAGCUUUGAUUUUUCAAGCAGAGAAGGCUCCAUUCCCAACACGCAUCUCACAUAGACUGCCUAUGAUGAAGGACCUGGCCCCUCCACUCCACCAGAGUGCUGGCUGAGUUUAAAAGCUGACCUGUGUUUGUAAUUUCACUUUCAUCUUGCUUAAUAAAUAUCUGCUGGAUUCUUUCAUUCAUUUUUUAUAUUUGAAUUUAUGUUUUUAAUAAAAAGGGGUAUUGCACU
This is a messenger RNA of Orycteropus afer afer, 3849 nucleotides long. Lineage: Eukaryota; Metazoa; Chordata; Mammalia; Tubulidentata; Orycteropodidae. The record is from RefSeq and is a predicted model, not a curated record.